This is a messenger RNA of Gigantopelta aegis, 9298 nucleotides long. RefSeq lists its product as uncharacterized. NCBI's taxonomy places the organism in Eukaryota, Metazoa, Mollusca, Gastropoda, Neomphalida, Peltospiridae. The coding region runs from base 48 to 8135 and encodes 2695 amino acids. The transcript is spliced from 53 exons. Gene Ontology annotation, molecular function: protein binding. The record is from RefSeq and is a predicted model, not a curated record.
GACGACAACCUCAAAGAAGCAGCAGUUUUUAUAACAGUACUUCACAGAUGAAGACGAACAAGGCGAUUGCUAUAUCUAGCAACCCUGACUGCCUCCCAGUUCGGACUAAAAUCAACUUUGACUGUCUGAAAGGAGCCAAAUGGCACAAGAUCAAGGACUGGGUGGACAUCCGAAAAUUCAUUAAACGUCGUGUGAAAGAUCCACACACAUACAACAUUAAGAAUACUCUUCACUAUGCACCACAGCUGUAUAAGACUCUGAUCCACUGUUCCAUCCUGCGAUGUAUCACGUACAUCACGUCGAAGACCGGCUUGCUGUUCGUGACCCACACCACCAGCAGCAUCAACUACCACAUGAACAUAUUCGUCAUCGAAUCCCACGACGAACAGGCCAAAGACAAAACACUGAGAUAUAACAUUCCUUGGCAGUUAGACAAAUUUAUAUUUGUGCACCAGCCGCAGGUGUUUGUUUCAUUCAGUAACGAUGGACUACUGAGAGUGAUUUAUUUCUGUAGAGAUAAUGCAUAUCUCACUUCAACUAGCCGCAGCUUACGCUCAGUUCUGUGUUUCACAUUUAUCCCAGACACAAAUGAAAUAGUUACUGGUUGUAUAGGUUUUGUUGAAACCUGGUAUAUUAAGGGAAUAGAGCAUCAGGCCACCAUUCAUAAGGGGAGGUCAUUUAAUGCUUCUCUUACCCCUCAAGAUUGGGUGCAUGACUUGAAAGUGGACGUGAAGAAUCAACUGCUGCUCAUUCUCUCGGAAGGUGCCAUCUUUAUCAUCGACUACCAGGAAAAUAUACAAAAGCAAAAAAUAACCAAUCUGUAUAUGGAAACAGCCUCUUUCAGAUGUUGCUGUUUUUAUAAUCACGGGGAAUAUGUAAUAACAGGCAGUGGUGAUGGAUGCAUCAAGGUAUGGCUUAUUUCUCGUGCAAGUGUUAUUCAGGAGUUCAGAGGUCAUUCAGGCUGUGUAACAAGUCUCCAGUGUCACGAUGAUCAGCCUCUUCUGUUCUCUAGUUCGAGGGACGGGUCAGUUAUGAUCUGGCGAUUGGACAACUUUCAGAGGUUCAUGAAGCUGGAGGUCGGUGACCAGGUGGUGUGGAUGUCACUCAACCAUGACGAGAUUAUCUGUCAGACCAAUCGCGAAAUCAAAGUGUACAACUUGGCCCAUUUUUAUAGAAUUUUCGCAUACAUUCAAUCGAUGGUUACCAAGCUGGUUCGGUACCCGGGCAAAGAUGGAAAACCAAACCGAAUUCUGUGUGCAGCAGAGGAUGGUAGUUUUCAGUUGUUUUCUGUGUUAUCUGGUGAAACACUUGAGGCAUUCUUUCCUUUGCCAUUUGGUCAAAGUCUCACUGAAUUCUGCUACAACAUGCGAGAGGAGCUCAUGUAUACAGUUCUCCCUGAUGGAACAGUUUUGGUUAUACAGACAAUUAUUAACCCUUGCACUGUCAUCCAUGCAUUGCAACCAAAAGCCUUUACAGAAAGAGUGGUAAAGCUGUGUUGUUUUGAUGUGUCGUUGAAAUCUUAUAAAGAUACCCUCAUCCUGGCUGGUCUUAGCAACGGAAAGAUAGUUCUGCUUGAUGCCAGGACGUCACAGUUUGAUUCGAUAAAACGCCACGAGAAGGAGAUAACCUAUCUAAGCACUGUCGAUGAGAUGGACACGACUGCGUUAGACCUGCCAUCCAAUCAGAUCUACCUGGCAUCUGGGUCCAAAGAUAUGCGAAUUAAAUUAUGGAGUGUCGUGGUGAAAGAAAAAGAGGAAGAAGAGGUCGAGGAAGUGAAAAAGAGAAAGCUGGAGAACAAGAAAGUGAAAGUUGAAAUCAAACUUGUUGUGUCUCUUGCUCUUUUGACCACAUUUGAGUGUGCUGAUGUUCCCAGCUGUAUCUGCUUCUCAAGCAACAUCAUGGCUGUCUCGUACGCCAUGUCUGUAUUUCUAAACCUGUUCAGAAUGAGUCCUAGCAAAACGGAUCAGCAAAAUUGCAUCAGCUAUGAACUUUUGAGCCAUUCUACAGAUUCAGAUCAUAUGGACGAGAUCAUAGAUAUUUGUGCAUGCCCGACUGUUGAGAUAUUUGUUACUCGUAGUAAGGAUGGUGUUUUAAAGAUCUGGGAUUAUGAGAAUUAUCUGAUAAAAGAGUUGGUGUUUAAUCAUCACAUGUCUGGACUGUGUUUCUGUAACAACAGAGGAGACCUGCUUAUUGGAUUUCAUAUUUAUAUUUUGAUGGUGAGCAUAGUGGAUUACUUACCUGUUGAACAACUGGAGAAGAUGAUGGAUCUCACUGUUCAGGAUGAUCUUCCAGAAACUCAAAUUUAUGAGGAUUUUACUCUGGAUCCAAGGAGUGAUAUGUUUUCCUUGGUUCCCCAGCCGAUCGAGUUUGAGAAUCAGCAGAAGACGGUUCGCGAGGUGUACGUGGAGUGGAUUGAGGCACGGGAACGGGCACGGAUCAAACUGAUGUGUGGCAGCAACUUCAAGGCCUACAGGAAACAGCUCACCAUCGAGAAGACCAUGAAGGAAGAAAAUGCUUCGGUCAUGUGUGUGGGAGCUGAACUUAAAGAUAAAAAUGAUCAGACAUGUGAAAUUGCAAAUAAAGAAAACGUUACCACCAACUACUGCACAGACACUUCACAACACCUGCACCAGCAUCUGAGGCGAAUAUCGAUCGUGUGCCCAUCCACUGUCAACACGAUUCAAGUGGACCCACCCGAGAACAACCCACCGCAGGUGGAUCGCAACAGAGUUAGAUUCAAGGACCACAAGUCCUCAGGACACCUCACGGACCCCGUGAAAUCCAAGAUUGACAGGAGGCCAUCUGAUCUUCUGACCAUCCAAGAAGUCGUUGACAAGAAUAAGGUGAGCUCGGUGCAAUGGACUGACAUGGACACCGAUGGGUCUCCAGGACUUAGUGCGGAUGAUGCCAAGAAGAAGCAGCAACAGCAGAAGAAGAAGAAGAGAAGGGUUAGUGAUUGUAGAGUGAACGAUAUUGAGGAUUUCAGAAAGAGGAGGGAUUCCUUGAUGGGGGAGAUCUACGACCUGAAGAGAAGAAAGGCGUCGAUAACUGAAGAUGUCUUUGAGCAUCAGAAUCACCUGGAUUGGAUGGACGGCGCCAUUGAUGAGCUUGAGAGGAAGAAGACUUACAUGUUUGAAGUCGAUUUGUUCAAAGGCAGAAUCAAUGAUUUCAAGAGGAGGAAGUCUGGCAUAGAAACUAACAUCGAUUAUCUGAAUAGGCAGAUCAGUUUUAUAGACAGUGAUAUUGAACUCCUUGAACAGAGCAGGCAUUCUGUAGCGGAUGAUAUCACGAUCCUUAAGAAAAACAGGGCCGUAUGGGGUGAUAUCAAGCAUCUGAAGGCACAGAAGGUUGCUAUAAAACAAGCCAUUGAAGUUGUUAAGAAGAAGAAUAAAUUAACUGGCGAAAUCAAAGAUCUGGAAAAGAGGAGCGAUUCUGUAGAAAAUGACGUCAAAUUACUCCGCAAGAAGCUGGAUUCCAUAGAAAAAGACAUUCAAAUCCUCAGGAACAACGAUUCUUUAAAAGAGGGGACCGAAGUCUGUAGAUUGAUGAACUUGAAGACUACUGUGGAGAAGGACAUUGAAGUUCUGAAGAAGAAACAAGACAUGUUGACUACGGAUAUGGAAGUCCUGCAGGAUGAGAUGAUGGCUCUCAACAAGAGCAGCUUCAUGACAGAUAAUGUGGACUUUCUCCACAAGAAGAUGGAUUCUGUAGAUAAUGUUCUUGGUGUUCUCAAGAGGAAGGAUUCUUUGGACGACCUGUCCAAGAGACGGAAGUCUGCUUCGAAGUUUGAAAUUCUAGAGGUGAAUAAGAAACUGGCUGCUAUAGAAGCGGGUGAUGACGAGAAGGAGACUGAUGGUGUGGAGACAUCACAGCAGGCUGCGAUGAAACCCAACGAAGUCGGAAGACUGGAUUAUAAGCUGUCGCCAUGGGAACGGUCACUUCUGGACAAAGAUCCCAUCAUUGCACCUGAUGGGUAUAUUCCAAAUUCGGUGGUGCGGAAGAAGAAAAAAUGGAAAGGGCCGUUCACACAACCUCUGGUGAUAACCCCGGGCAAGGGAAGUGAAACAGCGACGACAAGGGGAAAAAGUAUGGAUACUGUAUGGUUCUUGGAUUUGGAACCUGAAGAAUCAGACCAUUCAUCACAAGUUGAUAUUCCUGAGACAGAACGCCGACCGUCACAGCUGCUAGUUGCUCCUGAGGAAUCACCAUCGACUGUACAGGUGGAAGUGGAAGUGGAGGAAGAACCAUCGGAUGAAGCAGAAUCAGAGGCAGAUCGGAAACAUCGAUGGGUCGAUGAUUCACUGUUGGAGAAAACUGAAGGUACAGCAAACCAAAUAAUGUCCCUGAUGCGACGACUCUGUGCAGAGAAGUUUUUCCCAACAGACCAAGACAUGUCACUGUUUGUUUCUGUGAAAACAUUAGUAGACCUGCUGGAGACCAAUGACGCUAAUAUGUAUCAGAAAGUUUGUCAGUAUGUCAGAGACAUUGACAAUGUCAGCAACGUCGUGCAAUCAUUAAAGACGAAACUCCUGAAUACUAUGAAGGAGAAACUGAAAUCCUCCAAUGCUGAUAUUAAGAUCAACUCUCUGCGGAUGAUUGCAAUGCUGUCUGGUCCCAAUGAAGAAGAGACGGACGACCUCAUCAGAAGUCUUCUGCCCUGUCUCGUUGAUCCAGAUCCAAAUGUGCGUAUCGAAGCCAUCAAAACUCUUCUAAAACUGUCUGGUCUGAAAACAAAAGAUGAACUAAUGGAUUUACUACAAGAACUUGGUGUUUUCGAUGACAUGUCACUGGAAAAUUAUGAGGCACAUGCAAUGGGAAUCCUGGAAAAGAGGUUACUCAUGAAACAAAUAGAAGAGCGGCGUUUAAGGGAAGAAGAGAGAAUUAGGAAGCAGAAGGCGUUACUCUUGAAAAGGUUGAAGAGAGAAGAAUCAUUGCGUCAGAAGAAAGAUUUCCUUGAAUGCUUUAAGAGAGAACAAAAGAUACUAUUGGAUAGACAGAGACAGUCACAAAUUGAUUUAGCAUGUGAAGAGUUACCACCUGAUGCACAACAGAGACUCCGCACAAGCCUGGAGAGCAUUAAAGAACUUACAGGUUCAUCAAAGUUUAAGCUAAAGAAAAGACGGAAAAAGUCAUCAAGGUUUCGUGUUAAGGAAAGGGAACUGUCUGCUAAGAAAACUGACAAACAUAGAGAGACUAGCGAACCUGAAAAGACCAGCACAAGCAGUAUCUCGAUGGGAAAGUUUAGCUCCAGCAGUAUGACGCUCGGAAAGUCUAGCAGUGGACCCACAGACUCCCUACUAUUGGUCACAAAAAAAAGCAGUCAAGACGAAAAGGCAUCUGAUUUAGAAGCAGCUGAAUUUUUGGCAUCAUAUUUGUUGGCAAAAUUGAUCAAAGGUUUGCCGGAAGAUUUAGCAAACGAUUUGGCGGCUUAUUUGACCACUGACUUACAACUGGACUUGCCUGAAAAAUUGUCAGCUCAAAUGGCAGUCCGUUUGGUACCUGGUUUGCCGAAAGACUUGGCUGAUCGUUUGGCAAGAUAUUUAGCAGAUAGUUUACCAAAACCGUUGGCAUCUGCCUUUGCAACUCAUUUGGCAAAUAAACUAACAUUUGGUUUGCCCGCAGAGUUAGCGAGUGAUUGGGCAACUCACUUGGCAGCGAAUGUAUCACUUGACUUGCCUGAACCAUUAUCCAUUCAAAUAGCAGUCCAGUUGAAAGCUGGUAUGCAGAAAGACUUGGCUGAACAUUUGGCAAGCUACUUGCGCAAAGGUCUGUCAGUACAGUUAACAUCUGAUUUGGCAGCUUUCUCGGCAUCGAGUUUGGCCACACUGUUGACAGUGUACCUGACAUCUGGUUUACCCCAAGAUUUGGCCAGUGACUUGGCAACUUAUUUGGCAGCGAACUUAUCAUUUGACUUGCCUGAAUCGUUAGCAGCACGAAUAGCAGUCAGUUUGGUAGCUGGAUUGCCGUUAAACCUAUCAUAUCGUUUGGCGAGCUUCUUAUCGUACCGUCUACCAAUAAAGCUGGCGUCCGCUUUGGCAACGCAUUUGGUAGCUAAAUUAACGUCUGGCAUGUCCCACGAUUUGGCAGCCUAUUUGGCAUGUCACUUAACAUCCAGCAUGGUGUCAGGUUUGCCUGAAGAUCUUGCAGUGCACUUGGCGUGUGGCAUGGCAGGGGGAGCAGCAGCGCAGUUUGUGGCUCAUUUGUUGGAAGGGUUACCGAAAGACGUGGCAGAGCUUAUUGCAGCUUACUUGAAUAGAGUAUCACCUGGGCAUUUAGGAAAGAAAUUUGAAAGACCUACCAAAAAAGGCAUCGUACCAAUAAGGGUAAAACAAGCUCAAGACAGCUGGAAAGACCUCUUCAAGAUGCCCUCGGCUCUUGAACACCAGCGGCUGUAUGAGCUGGAGCGGGGCAAGACGGGUGAAGAGAGCGCAGACAAGUUGGCAUCAUUGCUGACCUGCCUAGACAAGGAUCCUCUGUAUCCCACUGAGUCCGGCAUCCGCCUCGUACACAAGAUCACCGUAUCAGACAAGGGUUCACACGAGAAGUGCAGAGUGGAAUCUGUCCCAGGAAUGCCCAACGUUGAGUCAGGCACCACACAGUUUGGGAUAAUUAAAAUGGAGUGGAAUGCUGAGGUUCCUGGAGAUGUCACGAAAAGCAACCUAGCUCUGUUACCUGCAUCGCAAAGCCUUCACGAUUCGGACAUACAUCUUGGUAAAAAGGGUGAAAAGACUUCAAAGGGAUCUGUGGAAGACAUAGCUUUGGAAUCUGACAGCAGAUUUGAUUUACAGCGAAGCAGCAUCAAAUUGUCGCAUGUUGCCAUGUCAUUACCAAAUGCAACCAAGUCAUUACCAAAUCAAACCAAGUCAUUGCAGCAUACCGCCAGUUCAUUGCAGCAUACCGCCAGUUCAUUAUCAGAAGUCGCCAGUUUAUUACCACAGGACACCAGGUCAUUACCACAGGUCGCCAGUUCAUUAUCACAGGUCACCAGUUCAUUACCGCAGGUCGCCAGUUCAUUACCGCAGGUCACCAGUUCAUUACCACAGGUCGCCAGUUCAUUACUCCAGGUCACCGGUUCAUUACCGCAGGUUACCGGUUCAUUAUCACAGGUCACUGGUUCAUUACCGCAGGUCACCAGUUCAUUAUCACAGGUUGCCAGUUUAUUAUCGGAGGUUGCCAUUUCAUCACCACAGGUCGCCAGUUCAUUACCACAGGUCACCAGUUCAUUACCACAGGUCACCAGUUCAUCAUUGCACAUGGCCAGUUCAUCACAAGAUCAGGUACCACCUGAACAGAGUGUAGAUCGUGAAUAUGAUGCACCAGGAAUUAAACAAGACGGGGAUACAUUGGAGAAAGAUCAGAAGUUACCUCUCCUAUCUGUUAAGAGAAUGCGGGAAUAUCAUCUACCAGGAAUUAAACAUGUUGACCACACAUGGAAAAAACAUCACAACAUACCAUCUGUACAGACUAUGGUUGAAUAUAGUCUACCGAUACUCAAAAAAGGUGGCCGUGCAUUACGAAAUGAUAAGAAGAUUCCGUCAAUGGAUGAACAUCAUACACCGAGAAUUAAACAAGACACAUUACACAAAUAUGAGAAAAGUCCGUCAAUGGAUGAACAUCAUACACCGAGAAUUAAACAAGACACAUUACAAAAAUAUGAGAAAAGACUAGCUAUACAGACCAUGGCUGAAUAUCAGUUACCAGAAAUUAAAGCAGACAGGGAUACAGUACUAAAAGAUCAGAAGAUACCAUCUGUACUGAGUGUGGAUGACUAUCAUCUUCCGAGAAUUAAACAAGACGGUCAGAUAUUUCAGUGGAAGCUACCGCACCCUCAUGUGCCCAAGUCUGUUUCCCUGUCUGACAGUGUGGUGCCCUAUGUCCGGACCGAGUACCAUCACCUCUGUGACCACAUGCGAUUGUCCAAGAAGAAAAUGCAUCACUAUAUUUCGGGAGACGGUAAACAAUCUACAUUCCAGGAAAUCGUGGAAGUUGAAAAGUUUUACAGUUACAGUCAUUACUUAACACCAGAUGAUGACGAUGAUGAGGAUGAGGAAGACCAAGAAAUGCGUAAAGCUUUGGAAUUACAACAAGCUGUAGCGUUUGAGACUUUUGUACAAGUACUCUUCAGUAGAUCAUAGUAAAAGACAGUGGAUGAUCCAGAAAAUCCAUUAUGGGGGUUCCCAAUGACAUGAGGCAGAAUGCAUGCCAAGGGAACUUUGGGGGAGGUUUGGAGGUGGAUGAAAAUUAAUAUAUAAUAAAAUUAUAACUGGCAAAAUCCUAGUACCGCCUCUAAAAAGAAAUUGUUCUUACCAUUCGGGCAUUAAAUCCACUAACUCUAGUUAUUAGGUAAAUUAAAUUACACUGAACAGUAAAAGAAAGGCAAAUAUUACUUUUAGUUUUUGUGUGUAUUAGAAUUAUCAAUGUCUGUUUUCGUGUGUAUUAGAAUUAUCAAUGUCUGUUUUCGUGUGUAUUAGAAUUAUCAAUGUCUGUUUUCAUGUGUAUUAGAAUUAUCAAUGUCCAUUUCUGUGUGUAUUAGAAUUAUCAGUGUCCAUUUCUGUGUGUAUUAGAAUUAUCAAUGUCCAUUUCUGUGUGUAUUAGAAUUAUCAGUGUCCGUUUUUUUGUGUAUUAGAAUGAUCAAUAUCCGUUUCUGUGUGUAUUAGAAUUAUCAAUGUCUGGUUUUGUGUGUAUUAGAAUUAUCAAUGUCUGUUUUUGUGUGUAUUAGAAUUAUCAAUGUCUGUUUUUGUGCGUAUUAGAAUUAUCAGUCAGUUUUUGUGUGUAUUAGAAUUAUCAAUGUCAGUUGUUGUGUGUAUUAGAAUUGUCAAUGUUUUGUGAAAUGUUUAGGCCCAUUUUGACAGUCUAUUUAUCAAAUGAAUUAUCAUUAAUAUACAUACAUAUAUAUUUCUUGGUAUAACAGCUUUUUCAAAUAAUCAAUUUGAGCAAAUCUAGUAAUUUUAAGGUUUAUCUGCUGUUUGUAAUGGCUGUCAAUGCAUAUUAUGGGAACAUUUUUUUUUGUAUCACAUCACAAUUCAUUACGUAAGUUUCCAAAGAUCGUGACACAACUUUAAACUAUUACACAGUAGUUGCUAAUUAAUUUCCAGUUGACUAAUAUAGCUAAUCAAGUUUUGAAAAACAUAAUGUUCCCUGCAUAUCACAUGAUAUAGAAACGAUAUGUACCCCGGGAAAUUAGCGUCUUUAAGUUGUCAUUAGGAAAACUGACAAAUCCAAAUUGUAGUUGAAUAUUAUUAUUUUAUUAAAAAAAGAAAAAUCACCAAAAACCAGAAUGAUAAAGUAUGUCCCAAUG